Rhipicephalus sanguineus (brown dog tick) is the source of this 3868-nucleotide messenger RNA. It is a transcript of the gene Atg7, whose product is annotated as ubiquitin-like modifier-activating enzyme ATG7. Lineage: Eukaryota; Metazoa; Arthropoda; Arachnida; Ixodida; Ixodidae. Gene Ontology annotation, biological process: piecemeal microautophagy of the nucleus; cellular response to nitrogen starvation; C-terminal protein lipidation. Gene Ontology annotation, molecular function: Atg12 activating enzyme activity; Atg8 activating enzyme activity. Gene Ontology annotation, cellular component: phagophore assembly site; cytoplasm. The record is from RefSeq and is a predicted model, not a curated record.
UCAUGUCCACUGCACGGUCUACUCUACCUGCCCAACAGCUUGGCCGACAUGAAGAAGAUGGACAAGUCCGAACUGUUGCGUGCAUCGGGUGAGCGUGCAUGGGCUGCUGCGUGUGACGGCCGGGCCAUCAAAGACCCGAGCCUCCUGAACCGUUUCGUGGCGCUCAUCUACGUCGACCUGAAGAAGUACACCUUCUGCUACUGGUUUGGCUUCCCCGUCGUGCGCCUGCCUGAGGAAGUGACCCUUGCCAAGCCACCACAGCGCCUCGGUGACGUCUUCAAUAGCAGCAGGCUGGCUUCCCUGAACACCGCGUAUACGACCCUGGACACACCCGAGAAGCGGGCCGCCUUUCUUGUAGUGCCAACGGGAGAGGAGGUGCAGAUUCGGCCCUUGGAAGAGCUGCCCACACUGGUGGCUGACUCUAGACCUUUCUACCUGGCCUUCUCUGACCCAUCCACGUCACCCACUCACCCGGGCUGGCCACUCAGAAACCUCUUGGCACUGGUCAUUCACCGCUGGGGCGACUCGCUGUCUCGGUGCAACGUGCUGUGCUACCGGCGGGAGGCUCGCCACGGGCACGUGGACAGCAGCCACAGCCUCGUCCUCGAUGUGCAGCUGUGCACCAGCGUAACUGCCAAGGACAACAGUACACCCAUGUACGUCGGUUGGGAACGCAAUGCGGCGGGCCAGCUGGGGCCCAGGACUGUGGACUUGAGCGCAAGCCUGGACCCAGCCAGGCUGAUGGAGAAUGCACUUGAGCUCAAUCUGCAGUUGAUGCGGUGGCGGCUGGCACCGACGCUCGACUUGGAGACCGUGGCAUCAACCAAGUGCCUUCUGCUGGGUGCUGGCACCCUGGGCUGCAGCGUGGCCCGGUGUCUGAUUAGCUGGGGUGUACGAAACAUCACAUUCGUGGACAAUGGCGUAGUGUCGUACUCGAACCCGGCACGCCAGUCGCUGUACACUGCGCGGGACUGCCGGGAUGGCGGCCGACCCAAGUGUGACGCCGCUGCCGAGGCUCUGCACGCCGUGUCGCCCGCGGUGCAUGCUCGGGGCGAGAACCUGCGGGUGCCUAUGGCCGGCCACAGCGUGCCCAGCGCAGCCGAAGAGCACGUGCGGGCUGACGUCCGGAGGCUGGAGGCGCUGAUUGCCGAGCACGAUGCCAUCUUCCUGCUUCUCGACACCCGCGAGGCCCGGUGGCUGCCAACCGUGGUCGCAGCCGCGCAGCGCAAGAUCGUCAUCAACGCGGCCCUGGGCUUCGACACCUUCCUCGUCAUGCGCCACGGCGUUGCACUAGGCGAGGCCUGGAGCAACGGCGAGAAACUGGGCUGCUACUUCUGCAACGACGUCGUCGGGCCAGCCGACUCGACGCGCGACCGCACACUCGACCAGCAGUGUACAGUGACAAGACCCGGCGUUGGCGCCAUUGCUGGCGCCUUGGCCGCCGAGCUCCUGGUGGGCCUGCUGCAGAGCCCCUUGAAGGGACGGUGCCCCGCAUCGGACGAUUCCGAGGCCUCCAGCGAGAACCCUCUCGGACCUGUCCCGCAUCAGAUUAGAGGCUUUCUGGCUCGGCACGUGUACAUGACGCCCACAUGCGCCGCCUUCCCCAUGUGCACGGCCUGCUCCCAGCCGGUGCUCGACGAGUAUGCCCGUCGGGGCUGGGAGUUUGUGCUGCAAGUGCUCAACGACGCUGCCUACCUGGAGCGGCUGACGGGACUGAGCCGGCUGCACGAGGAGACGGACCUCGAUCAAGUCUGGGCACUGAGUGAUAGCGAGGAGAGUACAUCGUAAAGAAGCUGUGUGUGCACCACCACCACGGCUAGCACAUUUUGCAGAGUCAAACAAAUGGCAGGAGAGCGAUUGAAGACUUACGGCUUAUUUAAAGUUGUUGUUCGCAUCCACGUGAAGUAGUGUUCUUUUUCUUGCUGCAUGACAAACUCGCUCAAGCUUGAAAUCCUGCUCAUAUUGUUGCAGAUGAUUGUGAGGCAGUAAGUGCUCUUCGUACAUUUGUGUGCAUGUAGCGUGGGUUCCGUUUGUGGCACAUUUGAUCAUCUGUAAUAUUUUGUCCAUUACAGUUGCUCAUUUUACCUGUAGUGUGCAGUUAUUCGCUGACUGUAUCUAUAAUUAACGUGAGAGUUGAUGGAACCGUCUAUUGUUGUGAUUAGUGAGUACAUAUUUAUUUGAGAAUGUGCCCUUUAUGCAAGUGAUGUAACUUUAGGGCAAUCGAGUGGCGAAGGAACCUGGCUGCUUGUUUGAAAGGGAUUGCGCGAAGAGGCACCUGCCGUGCACCAUAACAGUGUGCAACGUGAAAGUGUUUCUUUUUAUGCUUUGUCAUGUCAUGAACUGUCUCAGAAAAUGUGCUGAGUGCUGUGGAGAAUCACUGCUCAUUUGGAGUAGCCCUGCUUGAAGUGAGCUUUGGUGGUCUUCUUUAAUGUGUUUCUGAUUGUCGCAAGCUUUCUAUGAGAAAGCUUGGUAUGCCACUGAAAAUAACUAUGAUGUGCCACAGAAGUUUUUAAGUGGCAUUAUUGGCCAAGGAAGGCAUGUGUAUUGCAGUGAGCUGUGUAACCUUCUCUAGUGUAUUGUUGCAAGAAAACAGGAAAUUAAGUGGUCGAUGCACGAAAAUGCAACACAAUUUCGAGGCAUUGCCAAAGGGACAUAUUUUUGUAUCCUAGGCGUGCAGUCUUAAUGCUCCUUGCACAUUGAAGCCAGAAACACGUAUAAAUUAUUUCCGUUUGGUUUUAAAGGGACUCUAAAGUGAAGCAGUGAAUCGGUUUAGAUUGACAAAUUGUGCUCUGAGAACUUUAAUGUCGUUAAUUUAACCAUCAUUGUUUUACUGAUAGAGGAGAAAAUCAAGGUCAAAUUAUUAUUUAUAUCGCACCAAAAUCUCAGUGUGUGAUGUGAAGGAUUUCAAAGCGUAUUUUUCGUAUUUUGGCAACAUUGUCUUAACGAAAUUUCCUGAUACGUGGUAUGUUAAGUCCGUGGCCCCCUCAGAGGACAAUGUAGGUACUUCAUUUUUACUGAUCAGGAACUACGCAGGACCUAGUACACGCCGUCAAAUUCUAUGACUUACUGUACUUGGAGCGGAAAUUUCAAGGUGGCAUCACCACCGGCGUUUUCCUUCCGCAUGUUUUCUCGCUUACAAAGUGUCUUCUUGCGGCGAGCGCUGUGAUUUUGGAAUAAUGAGACACCAGUUUACUAGUAUGGGAAAAAUCUUUCUUUUCUUUAGUGUCCCUUUGAAGCUUUUGCCCGUCAACAUCUGCAAACCAGAGUGACAUUAUCAUGACCAGUCACAUAUUUGGUGGGUUUUGCGAACUCUGCACCUUGCAUGUGCAGCCAAAAUCAGUCAGAGUUCCUGGAUGACAAUUCACUCAUUGUUUACGCUCACUACAUGCAACUGACAGCAGGCAACAGAGCUGCUGCCAGUACAUCGCAAGUUUUUGUCCCCGUGUGACUUGAACUUUCAUCAGACUGUGUUGACAUGUCACUGUGAAACCAUCCCCACAAUACCGAAUCCAAAAGUUGUCUUUAAGGUAGUAGUAUUAAAAACAAUUCUAUGCAUUCCAAGGCACCACUAUACUGUUUUUAAGGUUCUCAACACUAGUGUUUUUAUUUAGAGCAGCAAUACAAAAAUUUCUGAAAUUCGUGUCGCUUCUCCUUUAAAGUACAAUUAUUUAAGGUAGUAAAUUUCAAGAUGCUCAUUAAACUCUGAAAAUUUAGUCAAUUCACUACAAUGACCAAAACAUAUGUGCCCUGGUACAUAAGCUUUAAUAGGGGCAGUGUAAACUUCCCAAAACACCACAGUGCCAAUGUAGAAAUGAGAGCGUAUCGAGAGUCCUAUUUUUUGUUAUAUGCAACGUGAAGCCAACAUAUA